AUGGACCUGGCCUGGCACAGAAUUGAGGAGUGCCCGAGCACAGCAUCCACAGCUAACCUGACACAGUGCAUUGUGCUCGUCUCUGUCACUAAAGAUAGUAACUUGGACUGGCUCUUGGGAAAAUAUGUAUCUGCAGAAAAACUCCAAAGAGUCAAGUUGCUUUUCGAAAUCGAAAGAAUGAAUUCUCUCAGCAAGAUCAAAGACAAAGAGGUUGCAAUUGCGAUCGAGAUCGAAAAAAAGAAUUCUCUGAUCAAAGACAAAGAGAUUGAAAUUGCGAUAUGCGAUAAUGAGUUUUCAUCCAUAUUACCUCCUCAGGGUUAUUUGAAUCUAAGUUAUCUCAGAUUAAAAGGAGCUGUACACCUUAGAGGUGUCUUUGAACAGUGGGAAUUAUUAAACUUGGAGGGCAUUCAAGGAGACCGAGGGACCAAGUGGACCAGGUAUCUCGAUAAUCGUAAGAACGUAUUGGAAAUUUUUCAGAACGUUUGGUCGAAUCCAAGAUACAAUGCAUAUGCGGUUGGAGACUAUGUAGAAUGGCGUCGCAGCGCAUUAACGUCUGUGCAAAACGAAGCAGUGGAAUAUAUGUGUAAAGAGCUGAACAUUAAAUAUCAGAUUGUUGAACCUGCUGACGAAGGAAUCAAGACAUCUACGACCAAUACUGAUAAGACUAAAACUGAUGAACCCACCCCGACCAAUACAGGCAUUAUCUCUUAA
This is a messenger RNA of Ambispora gerdemannii, 711 nucleotides long. The record is from the annotation of a GenBank genome assembly. NCBI's taxonomy places the organism in Eukaryota, Fungi, Glomeromycota, Glomeromycetes, Archaeosporales, Ambisporaceae.